AUUUGACACGCUAAAGUAAAUAAGUUUAAAUUUAACAAUUCCAACAUUUUUAGGUCAACACACGUUGUCAAUAAUUUAUAAGGGUGGAUUUUUGUGUUCACAAAGCUUAACGUACUAUUUUUGAAAAGACACUGGAGUGGGAGUCGGAUUGAGGACUAACAAACCUGGCCACCAUUUUAAUUGAACCCCAAUCGAACAGCUGACGUACCGCAGGCCCCGUUAGUUUUCCCUGAUCGUGUUGCAUAUCAUAUCUCCCAUUACAACGCUGUAGUCGAAUCAAACCGGUUUGUCGCCUCUCGAUUUUUCGGUUGUCUCAGUCUCAGUUCACAUUCAUUUCCCAACCAAACCAUUGCUUUUAUUUUGCUCCGCGGGUGCCAACGAACUCGCUGCGCCUUUAUAACACCACCGCCUUCAUCCUUUCAUUCAGUUCAGUUCAGUUUGCUCUGGGAUAAGCAGUAUGAAAAACGUUUUGGAUGUAAUGUCGUUGCAGCAGCACGUGGAGUCGAACAAGGCGCAGACCAUGAAGCCCAUCGACUAUCGCAAACUGAACAAGCCCGGUGUGGUGCCGCUGUACAUCUUCGAGUGCGCUGCCAAGUUGAAAAUGAAACCCUUGACGGCUGCCUGUGCGGCCAUAGUCUACCAUCGCUUCUUCCGGGAAGUCAAGGCCAGCGACUACGAUGAGUUCCUCAUAGCCGCCUCCUCGUUGUAUUUGGCUGGCAAAAUCAAGGACGACGAAAGCGUCAAGAUACGCGAUGUAAUCAACGUGGCAUAUUGCACCCUCAACCGGGGUAAUGCUCCACUGGAUCUGAACGAUGAGUACUGGUCAAUGAGGGAUGCCAUUGUCCAGGCCGAGCUGCUUAUCACACGCACCCUGGGCUUCGAUCUCAACAUAGAUCUAGCCCACAAGUACUUACUAUACUACAUGAAGACCCUACAAGACUGGGUGGGCGCCGAGGUGUGGAACUCGGUGCCCAUUGCCAAGGCCGCUGCCUCGUAUCUGCAGGACUUUCACCACAGCGCCAAUAUCCUCAAGUACAAGCCCACCCAUGUGGCCAUUGGGUGUCUAUCGCUGGCCCUUCAGACCUACGGCAUCCAGGUGCCGCUCACCGACGAGUCCGACGAAUCCACCAUGUGGUACAAGCCUCUGGUGAAGGACUUCACCCGCGAGAACCAGUGGGAGAUCAUCGAGAACGUGAUCGAGGUGUACCGGCAUGAGGCCUUUCUGAAGGCCGCCUAAUCCCUCCGAGACUGCCAAAUCCAUUCCUUGUUCCAUCCGAAUUUAUUUAUUUUCCCUUCACAACUCAUAAGCCUAUCUCAGUCUAUGCACGAUGUGUGCUCAAAUGUACACUGCAUUUACAUGCUUUUAACAAAACAAAUAAAACCGCCUGGAAUGAAAUGAUAGUAUGCUCGAAAUACGAGACUUACUAUUGGUUAUUACCAGAACCGACAUCUUA
This is a messenger RNA of Drosophila subpulchrella, 1454 nucleotides long. RefSeq names its product cyclin-Q (gene koko). NCBI's taxonomy places the organism in Eukaryota, Metazoa, Arthropoda, Insecta, Diptera, Drosophilidae. Gene Ontology annotation, molecular function: cyclin-dependent protein serine/threonine kinase regulator activity. The record is from RefSeq and is a predicted model, not a curated record. Gene Ontology annotation, cellular component: nucleus. The transcript has 5 exons. Gene Ontology annotation, biological process: regulation of transcription by RNA polymerase II. The coding region runs from base 458 to 1237 and encodes 259 amino acids.